Molecule: messenger RNA, 663 nt
Organism: Trichomonas vaginalis G3
Lineage: Eukaryota; Parabasalia; Trichomonadida; Trichomonadidae
Product: transcription-initiator DNA-binding domain ibd family
Exons: 1
Coding region: 1-663 (220 amino acids)
Source: RefSeq, a predicted model, not a curated record
AUGGAAAAAAAUGGGGGAACCGGUGUUCCCAUGUACAUCAAUCACUUAUCUGAGAUUGAUAGAGAAGCUUAUAUGAAACUUAAAAAUGAUAUCAAUUUGGCAAUCUCAACAAAUGGUCGAACGAAAUUUUGUAGUCUAUUCUCUGAGAUAAUCAAUAAAAUUCGGAAAUACGUUGUGCAAAAUGACACCAACGAUGAUUUUAGGUCGCUUGUAUGCGGUAUAAUUUGGAUGGGCGAUACAAUAGCUAUAAAUACAAGGCAACUAAUGUGCGCGAUAAACAAAUGCAAAUCCUCUAUUAACAGUGGCUUUCAAGCCAUUGGAUAUUCGACGGUUUCUAUGGAUCCAACAUCGGCAUCGAAUCUUGUGCGUCACUUUCCUUUUAUGAAAGAUAAUCUAAAUGAAACUCGCCAAUGGACUUUAAGAAGGCUCAUCAAAAAGAACAAAUGUCCGACUCCAAAUAUAUCUCCACUGAUCUCGCCACCUCAAAUCUUUGAAAGCCCUGUAACCAUAACAGAUUCAAACUUUGAGUUUGAUCCUUUGGUUGUGCCUUCCUCCGAUCUUUUGCUUCCGCAGAUUUCUGACGAGCCUCCUUACUUGGAGCCACUUAACAUGCCAUCUAUCACAGAAGAUAAUCAUGAUCCUAUGUCUUUUUAUACAUUAUAA